Messenger RNA from Bufo bufo (common toad), 1017 nucleotides. Its product is annotated as olfactory receptor 5B12-like. The record is from RefSeq and is a predicted model, not a curated record. Bases 1 to 1017 code for a protein of 338 amino acids. Gene Ontology annotation, cellular component: membrane. Gene Ontology annotation, biological process: G protein-coupled receptor signaling pathway; sensory perception of smell. The transcript has a single exon. Gene Ontology annotation, molecular function: G protein-coupled receptor activity; odorant binding; olfactory receptor activity. NCBI's taxonomy places the organism in Eukaryota, Metazoa, Chordata, Amphibia, Anura, Bufonidae.
AUGGAUAAUGUCAGGAAUGGGACCCAAGUUUCCAUGUUUGUGUUUACUGGCCUGACCAAUGAUGGAAGGCUUAUUCCCUUCCUCUUCCUCUUCUUCUUGGUUAUAUAUAUCAUGACUGUGAUAGGAAACACCGGAAUGAUAGUGAUUGUCAAAAAAAAUGCAAAACUGAACUCCCCGAUGUACUUCUUCCUGAGCUACCUCUCCCUGGUGGACCUUAUCUAUUCUACUGUUAUAACCCCCAGAAUGCUCUCCGAUCUUAUCUCCUCAAGGAGGGUUAUCUCCUUUAAUGGUUGUGCCAUACAGUUCUUCUUCUUUUCUGCUUUGGCAGGGACAGAAAUCUAUAUUCUGGCGGACAUGUCGUAUGACCGCUAUGUCGCCAUCUGUCACCCUCUUCAUUAUGGAUCCAUAAUGACUAACUGUAAAUGUUUUUUCCUGGUUCUUCUUGCUUUCUUCAUUGGCUUCUUAGAGUCAUCCUUACAGGUGAACUGUGUAUUUAGGCUCCAAUUUUGCAGAUCAAACUUGAUCGACCACUUCUACUGUGACGUUCCUCCAUUGCUCAAGCUGUCCUGCUCCGAUACUUUGUACUGUGAUUUGGUGACGGUGUACAGUGUUGCCAUUUGUACCAUUGGAUCAUUAUCACCCAUACUCAUCUCUUACAUGUUUAUUUUUUCAACAAUUAUACGUAUGAAGUCAGCUGAGGGGAAAAAGAAGGCAUUUAGUACGUGCUCAGCUCACCUCAUCUGCACCUCCUUGUUUUAUAUUACAGUCUUCUUCACCUAUCUACGUCCUUCUUCUGCCUACUUUGAUGUCCAGGACAAAGUGGCUUGUAUUUUCUACACAGUACUUACACCAAUGUUGAACCCACUUGUGUAUAGCCUGAGGAACCAAGAGGUAAAAAGGAUCAUCAUUCAAACAUUAUACAAUUCUACCAUGGUCGAAACAAUCCUGUCUAUCAUCAGUAACAGGAUUUACAUUUUAUCCAUACUGCUUAAGAUACAGAAAGUGACUCCUAAGUAG